AUGGAGCAACCUAUUAAUACCCAAGAGGGUACUACACAGCCCCUGAACGAAACGCCUGUUGUUGGGUCACCCCCCCAGGAUCGUAGAGCAAGUGAUGCCGCACAAGACCGGAGAAUGAGUGAUGAGUGGGAUGCGUCAAAGGUUCCCCCCAGUCGUUUCCAAAAACGCAAGGGAUCCAUUUAUGCUACGCCUGGAUCUCGCGACGGUCAUGUCGAUAGGAACUAUCAGGACAAGUACUGGUCCAAGAUGACCGAGAAGAACUGGGGCAGCGGUAGCAAGUAA
Molecule: messenger RNA, 282 nt
Organism: Fusarium mangiferae
Lineage: Eukaryota; Fungi; Ascomycota; Sordariomycetes; Hypocreales; Nectriaceae
Exons: 2
Coding region: 1-282 (93 amino acids)
Source: RefSeq, a predicted model, not a curated record